Messenger RNA from Brienomyrus brachyistius, 1680 nucleotides. It is a transcript of the gene and1, whose product is annotated as actinodin1. Lineage: Eukaryota; Metazoa; Chordata; Actinopteri; Osteoglossiformes; Mormyridae. The coding region runs from base 1 to 1680 and encodes 559 amino acids. The record is from RefSeq and is a predicted model, not a curated record. The transcript has 4 exons.
AUGGCUCAUGCCGGAGGAGUCGGCCUCUUCUCCAUCCUCACUGGAAUGCUGCUCGCUGUGGCAAUAUUACCAGCGUUCCUGAGCGCCGGGCCCACUGGUCGACGUCUGAAGGGUGACGACGGGGUCCUGGCAGACGCUGCCGCAUCCCCCUCCAGGAAGCUCUCACGUAGCAGGAGGAACAUCAGCUGGUACAACCAGCAUUCAGACUUCUGGGGCUGGUACAAGUACUUUACAGACACAGGGAACCAGCAGGGGGUGCAAGAGCUCGACCGCGUCUACCUGGCCUACCUGAAGAACAAGAACCGUGCUGAGGGCCAACGCUCAUACAACCUCUACCUGCGGCACCUGGGUGACAUCUACAAGUCCUGCGCCGAGACUAACGACCCCAACUGCGUGGCGUCCUACAUCAGCCGGCCAGUCGGCAAAGCUGAGGCCCCCCGGAGCCCCUCUGUGAAGGCCUGUGACCCGUACAGGGACCCCUACUGUGGUGCCUCCCAGCCCAGAGUGCCGGCGCCUGUCUGGAUCCCGCCCAAGGUCGUGGCGCCCAGCUUCUACCACGCACCGGCGUUGUCACCACUGCUGUCCACCGAGCAGCAGGCGGAGCUCCUGCGCAUUUGCGACUCCAAGGAUGUCGAGUGCCUACAGUAUCACCUGCGGGCCGCCUAUGGUUACCAGGCGGCCCUGGGCCCUGCCCCUUCCUACGCGUACCUGGGCUGUGACCCCAAGAAGGACCCUGGGUGCGGGGCGAGACCCCUCUCGAAGGCGCCUUCUGGGCUAUACCAGCGCUACACGGCAUGCGACCCACGUUACGACCCGUACUGCCUGAACCCUGCCGCCCAGAGCAUGCAGGCCCCACCCUGCAACCCGCUCCAUGACGACAACUGCAACCCGCUGACGGGAGCGCGGCUCGCCGGGCCUGAGCGCCACGCAAUGGACGACCCGGCUGCCUGUGACCCACGCUACGACCCGUACUGCCAGCAGGGCCACCCUGCACCAGCAGACGAGGACCCCCGGCACCGCCUGGGGCCCCGGGGCAAGACCAAGGAGGGCUAUGAUUGCUACGUAUUCUACGAUGAAAACUGCGUGCCCCUGGACCCGGCGAGCGACGCCCAGAACAGCGCUGCCAGCAGGUUGCCCGAAACUGCAGUCCGGCCAGCCCAAGGCAGUGUUGCCACCUGCCAUCCCUUAGAUCCCAGCUGCAGGGGCCACCCUCCCCCCCAGCAGUCAGAUUCCGGAUCCUUUGAGCCACACCUGAACCCCGACGGCAGCCGCAACAGCGGCAUUGUCGAGCCCGACCCCGACUGUGACCCCGAAUAUGACCGUAACUGCCGCUUACGGCGCGCCGAGGAACCCGUGCCGGGGGCCAGUGCUGCAAGGGAGCGGAAGUGGCAGGGGGGCUGGGCGCCACAAGAGGAGCGAGAUGUGCCCAUGCAGCACAAGGAGCCCCACUAUCAGGGGGAGGCCAUGCAGGACCGACUCAGCUACGCCACACAGCCUGAUGGCCCGGCUUUCGACCCGCAGAUGUACGAGCCCUACCAGAGCGGCCAGGAGGACCCAUAUGCCAGCUACAACCCCCAAGAGCACACGGGCACACAGCUGGAGGACAUCAUGGGAGAGUACAGCAGGUAUGAUGAGGCCCAAGACCACCGGGUCUACAGCGGAGAAUACCGGAAAAAGUAG